Molecule: messenger RNA, 598 nt
Organism: Nematolebias whitei (Rio pearlfish)
Lineage: Eukaryota; Metazoa; Chordata; Actinopteri; Cyprinodontiformes; Rivulidae
Gene: cldn1
Product: claudin 1
Biological process (GO): bicellular tight junction assembly; cell adhesion
Cellular component (GO): bicellular tight junction; plasma membrane
Molecular function (GO): structural molecule activity
Source: RefSeq, a predicted model, not a curated record
GGGAGCAAAUUCCUAGGGCACAACCAGCACGGAGAACACAAGCCAAAUUUUUUUAUUACUUCAAACACUUUUUGGUUUUGGCUUCAUCUUUACGUUCCUUUGUUUUGAGUUUCUAGAGCUGAACAAUGGCAAAUGGAGGAAUACAGCUUCUUGGUUUCACACUGGGCUUCAUUGGCUUCAUUGGGAUCAUAGCAUCUACAGUCAUGGUGGAGUGGAAGGCUUCAUCCUAUGCUGGGGAGAACAUCAUCACAGCCCAGGCCAUGUAUGAGGGGCUGUGGAAGUCCUGUGUAUAUCAGAGCACGGGACAAAUUCAGUGUAAAGUCUAUGAUUCCCUCCUCCAACUACCAGAUAUUGUGCAGGGAGCGCGAGGCCUGAUGGUGUCCUCCAUUUUGCUGUCGCUUAUUUCCAUCAUGGUGUCCAUGGUGGGGAUGAAGUGCACCACCUGUAUGUCAGAACAGCCGGAGCAGAAGAACAAAGUGGCUCUGGCUGGAGGGGUCGUCUUCAUUAUUGCUGGUCUGCUUGGUUUAGUGGGAACGUCCUGGUACGGCCACAGAAUAGCUCAGGACUUCUACAACCCAUUUACUCCAACCAAUUCCAG